Messenger RNA from Anarrhichthys ocellatus (wolf-eel), 1272 nucleotides. Its product is annotated as serine/threonine-protein kinase MAK-like. Bases 1 to 1272 code for a protein of 423 amino acids. Gene Ontology annotation, molecular function: protein kinase activity; ATP binding. The record is from RefSeq and is a predicted model, not a curated record. The transcript is spliced from 8 exons. Gene Ontology annotation, biological process: protein phosphorylation. NCBI's taxonomy places the organism in Eukaryota, Metazoa, Chordata, Actinopteri, Perciformes, Anarhichadidae.
AUGACCAACUCUUUGACCGUGUGGAACUGUCAAGGCUCCUCGGUGACUGAGAGGCAGGGCUGUCUGUGGACGAUGAGCCGCUACACCACGCUGAAGCAGCUGGGGGCCGGCAUGUAUGGCGACGUGUUCCUGGGAAAGAGCAAUGACACUGGGGAGCAGGUGGCUGUAAAGAGGAUGAAGAGCAAGUUUCAUUCUUGGGAUGAGUGUUUGAAUCUAAGAGAGGUGAAGUCACUGAAGAAGCUGAACCAUGACAAUGUGGUGAAACUAAAGGAAGUCUUUAGAGAAAACAACUACCUCUAUUUGGUCUUUGAGUCUAUGGAAGAAAACCUCAAUCAGCUCAUGAAAGGAAGAGACAAGUUGUUCCCUGAGUCAGUCGUCAGAAAAAUGACAUCUCAGAUAUUACAGGGACUGUCCUAUAUUCAUGAACAUGGGUAUUUCCAUCGUGACAUGAAACCGGAGAACUUGCUCUGCACGGGCCCAGAGCUGAUUAAGAUUGCUGAUUUUGGACAAGCCAGAGAAAUCCGCUCGCAGCCACCUUACACUGAAUAUGUGUCCACAAGAUGGUACAGAGCCCCAGAGGUUCUGCUAAAGUCAAACUCCUACAGCUCACCCAUUGACAUCUGGGCCGUGGGAUGCAUCAUGGCGGAGCUCUACACACUCAGACCCCUGUUCCCCGGCAAAAACGAUGUGGACGAGAUCUUCAAGAUCUGCCAGGUGCUGGGAACGCCGAAGAAGUCAGACUGGCCUCAGGGCUACAACCUGGCUACCUCGAUGAAUUUUCGCUUCAAUAAGUGCGUCUCCACCAGCCUCGGAUCUCUGAUCCCCAAUGCCAGCAACGAGGCAAUCACACUGAUGACAGACAUGCUGCAGUGGGUCCCUGAAAAAAGACCAAGUGCUGCUCAGGCUCUCCAGUAUUCAUACUUCCAUGACGGCCAGGCAAAGAUGUCCAAGGCGGAAGCAGAAACAAAGCCUCUGUCCCUCUGUAAGACGGACCUAGAGUCCAGCGAGCCAAUUCGGACAAAGACCUGCAGCCGGUCUCUCCCCCAACACCUUCAGCAGAUACUCCUGCCUCAGGAUAUCAAGGAGCUGAGCACAAAACCAGCAAUGUGUUCCACCAUGCUGACAGAGGGGCAGCAGGAACUUGUCAGCUUUGUGAAAAACAGGCAACCGAUGAGCUGGCAUGCUGUAGGUAUAACUGAGGUAGAGCGACCAAAUUUCACAAUGAGACCUUCUUGGGACUUCAUGUUUUUUUUCUUUGUAUGUUCAUUUUAA